Vespa crabro (European hornet) is the source of this 1334-nucleotide messenger RNA. RefSeq names its product C-type lectin domain family 9 member A. The transcript is spliced from 8 exons. The coding region runs from base 305 to 1177 and encodes 290 amino acids. The record is from RefSeq and is a predicted model, not a curated record. NCBI's taxonomy places the organism in Eukaryota, Metazoa, Arthropoda, Insecta, Hymenoptera, Vespidae.
AUCGUCUUAUAGAAUGACAUUAUAAACGAACUUGUAAAAGAAAGUGACUUGUUUUUCGAGGAGGGGAGAAAGUGACCCAGAGAAGUCUUCGGCUGAUCAUCCUUUCGGAUCGUUUAUCGUCAGUCGUACGUUGAACAUUCACGCGUAGAGAAAACAACAUUUUGAAUGGAUUAAUGCGGAAGUAUUAAUAUUCUUAUUUGAGAGAAUAUCGUUUUGAUAAAAUUAAAAGUUUUGUAUGCAAUAAAAAUACGCGGAGAAAGCGGGAAAUUCCAAUCAUUAUCAGUGACUAAAAGUGUGAUUAACUAUGACGCAUACUAUCAUGAGGCAAUCAAGAUACUUACGUACAUUUCUAUCGAUUUUAUUGAUGACAUCGGCAGUAAUCAUCAUAGAAAUUUCGGCUGAGUCUUCUUUUACGAAAUCAACAAACGACACGAAUAUACCUGAAAGUCGUAGAAUAGGACCUUGGAGCGAAAUUUUAGAAGAUUGGAUUGUCACUGCCGCGAAUCCUGGCAUGUCAAGAAUAUCGAAGGUAAUGAAACUAAAUGACAAAGUAUUAACAGUAUCGACCAAAGGAACACAGAAUAAGAGAGACGUUUCUGAGACAGACAUUUAUUUACUCGGUGCAAUUGAGAAACUUGUAUACAGAGUGGAUUACGUAGAAAAACGUCUCAGGAGAGCUGAAGAACUUUUGUAUUAUGUUAUUUCUGGAUCUACCGCUAACAAAGAUUCCUGCCCAUCGAACUACACGAGCAUCGGUCAGUAUUGCUAUUAUUUUAGUGAUCGUGAAUACGAUUGGAAGUCAUCCGCCAGUCUUUGCCGAGGUAUGGGAGGACAUUUGGUCGAAUUCGAAACCAUUGUUGAAAAUCAGGAUGUAAUUUCGUAUCUCCAAGGAAAUGCGAAGCUCAAAGGCAAAAACUUUUGGACAGGUGGUUUGAACCCUGGCCUUUUAUGGAUCUGGGCCGGAAGUGCCAGACCUAUUCAUAAUGAUACGAAACAAGCUGUCGUUGGAAACGGCAGGUGUCUAAAAUUGUCCUACGAUCUAUCUUCGAAGAUUUAUUCUUAUAAGGGUGAAGAAUGUGCGUCAAGGCAAAAAUUCAUUUGCGAAUUGACCACAGACGACGAGUCAGCGAAUAAAAUUGAGAGAACAGCACGAAUGUUAUCCGAUACUAUAUCCUGAAAGAUAUAGACAUUGGUGAAUUUAGUCUUCAAGAGUCCUAAAAUAUUUUUUUAAUGGGGUUCUAAAAUUUUUGAACUCUUCAUGUAAUUGAUGAAGUGAGAAUUUGAUUACCGCAAAUAUAGAAAUAAAAAUUAUAAAAUAAAAAUUAUAUAAAUUA